Molecule: messenger RNA, 13773 nt
Organism: Lymnaea stagnalis (great pond snail)
Lineage: Eukaryota; Metazoa; Mollusca; Gastropoda; Lymnaeidae
Source: the annotation of a GenBank genome assembly
CUGAAAAGUGAUUCUUUUUUAUUGCAAGGUUAGAUUGUGUAUAUGAUUAUGUAAACAUUUUUUUACGUGGAUCUCCUUAAAGUCAAAGAAUCAUUAAAAGUUGACCAUAAAUAACUUUUGCAGACCAACCAUUGUUAACAGCUUUACACUUUAAAAUAACCAAGUUAGUGUCCUAGCCUGUAGAGUAGGUAGUGUGACUUAGACUUAAGUAAGACAGACUAGACACUUAAGUUAAUUUAAGUAACUGAAACAGGAGUCACUAUACUAUUACUAUUACUAAUUACUUCUCACUCCACUGAACUGUGAGUACUGUGACUGUAACACUGAGUCGAGUGAGUGUGUCAAGUGUGUAACUAUUAAAAUUAUAGUAUGUCAAUGUCAUCUGUGUCAGCGCUGAAUCAAUAUGUGUUGACUGGUGUGUACUUGUACAGUGUCAAUUAAAUCAGUGUGUGAAGGCCUGAUUAAAUAUGUGUUUUCUUAGUGUUCGGGAUUAUUAUUGAAAACCUGUGGAGUGACACAAAAAGUUAAAAAGGGAUAGUCACAUACAUUUUUAUUUAUUGUUCAUAAAGAACACAAUUAAAUUAAUAUAUAUUUUUUUUAUCUCGUGUUUUGUUAGUAACACAGACUAGACUUGAAAGCUCCACUUCUUUAUUAUUAUUAGUUAUUAUAUAAAUUAUAAUCAAUAAUCUAUUACAAAUUAUAAUAAAACUUAACUACUAAUUAAUUAGCCUAAUUUUAUUAUUAAAUUAGUUUAUUAAACAUGAAUCUUUUAUUUGCCAAGGCCAAGGCUAUUUUCAUUUUCUUCACUAAACCGUGGCUAGCAAUUCCUUGACCUCAAAUAUGAACGUAUAAAUUUUAACCAUUAAUUAAUUAAUUAAUUUAAUAUAAUAAACAUAUAAUUCUCAAUGUAACAUUUCACUGAUUUCACUAAAUAAAGAUACGGAUUACUGUGCUAUAUGAGAUUAAUAAAAUAUAAGUGUGUGUGUUUGGAGUGUAAUAAAUUAUUUUUACUGAUAUAAUCUGAUAUAGUAUCAAUUUAAAUUAGGUGUAAUAGAUCUGCAGUAUAUAUAUAUAAUAAGGGGGUGGGAAAUUUGAAUAUUAAUAUAGUUCAGGGGCUUAAAAAAAGUGUGUUGUUGCAAACCUUGGAAGGGGAGGGUUAGAUGGAGCACUAAUUGGAAUUCUUAUAAAGUGGGUUACUUGAAUGCAUUUUUUGUCAAGUAACUUUAGUUGAUGGUAAAUUCACGUAAUGCGGCUGCCAUUGUUUGGCAGGGUGUAGCUAGAAAUCUCUUAUGUUAAUUUUGCUUCUGGUGUGUUCUGCUUUCUUUUCAAAACCACCCUACCCCCUACUCCACAUGUUUUAUAUUGACAGUACUGAGUGGAAAAAAGGCUGUCAUGCGUGACAUGUGAAUGUGAACUCAGGUAAAAAAAAUUCUUAAUGGCGAGGCGAAUAUUAUAUUAAUCAAUAAAGAUCCAUAGGUAUGUUGUGGACUGUCAGUAGGACUACUGUUUAAAAUCCAGCAGGUUGGGUGUAUGACUGUCUGUGGGCCUAUUGUUUAAAUGCCAACAAGAAGGGUGUAGGUCUGUAGGUAGGCCUAUCUCAAAAUACCCAUACGGGUGUAAAAAAAACUCCACUUGGUUAAGCCCUAGUAAAUAAUAUUGUAUCAGUUUUACUUUUUAAAUUUUAUUUUAGAUGUGUUUGUCAGACUUAUCUUUUCCACUUAUUUGAACUACUCAAAUCAAAUGAAUGACUUUACCAGUUAUUGACAAAAUUAUAGUCAAGUCAUCAUAUGUGAAAUAUUCAUUAAAUAAUAAAACAAACCGGCCUUCAAUGAUUUUUAUUUCCAAUAUUUACCAGUGCAUUUCACACAAUGCAGUGCACAUUCAAGAUUGGAAGAGAAACUAAAAGCUUGUGCCAAAAAAAAAUUAUUUCACUGUUAUCGCCAGUUAAAGAAAAAUCAAUCAGCUUCUGUGCAAAACACUUGGCAUUCAGAUGCUUAGAAAAGAAAUUAGAUAAUUUUAAACACUCUGGAGGUUUGAUGAAGACUCAUCACUGCAGCGCAGGAUUUCAAAGCAAGUUCACAGUUCUUCCAGGAGAAGUUGACCGCUACCAGGGUAUAUGGGUUGAUUUAACCAAAAUAGGAGAACAAUUAAUUUCAAAGAAUACAUUUCCCAGCACUUUAGAAGGUAUUUACAAAAAUUUUGACUUUAUUAAAAUUCUUUGUGAUAAUACUCCCCUCACCCAUGUGUUUCUUUUACAAUUUGUUGAUGAUUAUUCUUUUGAGCCUUAAGAACUCAUUAUUUUACAUUGACAUUAAACUUUUUAAUCCUAGUUUUUGGUUUUUUUUUAGAAUUUGAUAUAUUUUUAAAAAAUAGCAUAAAAUGAUGUUAUAAGAGUUAAGACCUUUCAAAGACACUUUUAAAAAUUAGAUUAUUUCAAAAUCAAAAAUUAUUUAUAAUUUUAAAUAUUAACAUUCACAGAGAUUAUUUAUACUUUUUAAUACUAAUUAUUCUUAUGAUUAAUAAACAGUAAGUCUUACAUUUACAAGAACAGGACCAAACUGUCAACAACAACAAAAAUAUUUAAAAAUUUUGUUUGCAGAAGAUGUUAAUUUGGCUGUUAUUAAUAUUAAUUUUUUUAAAUUUUUACUUGACUUUUUUAAAACUAAGGUUGAGAAUAGUAUGAUUAGCAAAAGUAUUUAAAUGUUAUCACUUACACUAAGUAGAGUAUUAUCACAUAUUUCCCAGCCUCCCUGAAGCUAUGGCAGAUACAAGGCAUAACAUCAGCCUGGUUAAAGGUGUCCAUCUUUCAGAGUGCUUUAAUAGCUGAUGCCGCCGAGCAUGGCUUCACAUUCCACCAUGCUGAGGGAUCAAUUGCCACCUUAAGCUUGUGGAUGGAUAAGUCCAAAAAAACUAAAAUACCCAGGUUUGCAACUCAUCAAAUGGGUGUGUCAGGUAUACAAAAAAAAAAUUGCUUGUUUCAAUUUGAUAUCUUUAGUUUUAAUGAAGAAAGCUGAUCAUAAAUAAUUUGACUGUGUUUUUAAAAAGUUAACUUGCUUCAUUGUAAUAGAAUUUUAAAAAUUUAUCUUAACUUGAUUAGUGUAGCAAUAAUGAUGAAUGGAAAAAUUCAUUAAUAAGUUUAUAUUUCUAGGUCUGAAGUAAAAAUUCCAUGACCGCAAGGGGUAAAAAAUAAGUUAAAGAAAAAUUACUGUAUUACGAUAAGGUAUAUAUAUAAGAAUGAGCUAAGGUAUCCAUAUAACGCUUAAGAAACAAAUCAAUUUAAAUAUGCUCGGAUGCUUAAAAACCUAGAUAGUGGUUUUCUAAUUUUUACUGAAAUCAAAUGAAUUCUAUAUGAUAAAAAUAAAAUAUUUUUACUUAUAUUUAAGUAAAUGUUUAAGUAGUAAUAUUGUAUAUUGGGAAAACAUUUAAUAAAACAAUUAAAGAACUAUUUUAACUAUUUUAUCCGAAAUUGAAUCUAAAGAUAUUAUUUUUGUUAUCAAUAAAUAAUCAUAUGUAUAAUACUAUUUUUAAUUCGUAAAUACAUUCAUCAGGAAUAUCCAAGCAUCUGUUGUUUUUAUUGCAUUGUUAAUAUUUUUAAAUCCAAUUUAAAUGUAUGUUAUAAAAAUGUAUUGAAAUAAUCAAAAUUUUGGAUUGAACUCAGAUAAAGAAAAAUUUGAUUAAUUUCGUAAGCGCUAAAUUUUGACUAGCAAAGCAAAAGAUUUAAUUUUGCUUGAUUUAAUUACAGCAUAUGACAAAACUGAUGAUGUUGAUGUAUUUCCCACUUUUUAAAAAUAAAAUUAAUAAAUAUAAUUGAUUGCUUUUUAAAUUGUUCAUAAACCUCACCAAAUUUUAGCUUUGUAUUUUUAACAUUCAAAAAGUUUUACUUAUUUUUCACUCCAAAAUUGUGCUUAUAUGAAAUUUAUAAAUUGAUACAAAUUUAAAAAUGAAAAAUACUUUGAAAAAUACAUACAAUAAAAUGCAAUUCAGGCCAAAAGUUCAUCAAAACUUCAUAGCCAGAUACUAAUUCACUUACCACUCAUCCAAAUGAGAACGAACAACUGAUGUUUUAAUUGGUUCAUUUUGUUAUCAAUAUCUCAAAAUCAGAUUAUUUUACAGAUAGGAAUUUUGGUACAGAUUUUAAUGUUAAAAUAAUAACCAUAAUCUUUCAAUAUACUAAUUUAUGUGUAGAACUAUUAUUUUAGAAAAUAUAAAAUUAUCAUUUAUGAUUUUAUUAUUUUUCAUUUAAAACUGUGGGGGAAGGGGGAUAAGAUACUUAUAUUUUUCCGAAGUAACACAAGAUAUGCCUCAGAAUAAAGUAAUGAAUUUGAUAAAUAAUAUACCUUCUUAAGUUAGUAUAUAUCGAGGGUAGGGUGUGUACAUUUUUAUGUGGAUGACAAUAUCUUAAAUCCAAUGAUAUUACCGUUGCGAAGAAGAGAUUUUAGAUUAUUUUCAUAUUACAUUUGUUUGCAGGUAUGGUAAUAAAUAAUGACACACAUGAAAUUCUUGUUGUGAAAGACAAAAACAGACCAGUAAGUGUGUUUAUCAUUUCUAAUAAUUUAAUAGUGCUUUGUAGAUGCUGACCGAAUUUUGGUUCGGCUCCGAAAGUUGCCAUUUCAUCAUUUUCGGUGUUGUUUUGGUUUCGUCUGAUACAGAAAAGUUAACUUUCUGAUGAUUUUCGGUCUUGGCCAAAAGUGAGUUAGGCUUUUGGUCAUCUACCAGAAGUCAGACCGCCGCUGUUUCUGUCUGUCGGUGGGAUUUCAAUAUUUAUUAUUGCUCAAAAUCUUGCUGUCAUGGUAUGAUAUAUGACUAAUCCUCUGCAAACAUUGCUUACAGCCACAUGAUGAUCUAAUUGUACAAUAUUUCCACACAAAAAAAGACAGGCUUAGGCAAGGUAAAUGGUUUUGUGAAAAAUGAAACUAAGAGAAUGGUAAAAUUUGUAUUAUUAUUUUGUUUUAAUAAUUUUUUUAAUAUAAAAUUUGGAACCCAAGGUUUAUUCAAUUUAUUCAUUUGUGAUAUCUAUUUUGAUUUAUCAUUAUCAUACUCAUAAAUUUUGUCAAACGCAAAGGUUAAUAAUGCAGAUAAACUCUUGUUUCUGAAUUAUAACAUUCGUUUGUUUGAUUUAAAUUACUAAACAAUUAUUGCUGAAUGAACUGACAUUUAGCGACUCUUACUGCAAGUGUAGGAUUGUAAUGAUUAUUUCUAGAUUAAGUAUUACUUACUAAUUAUUAAAGUAUUGUUGAUAGUGUUGAAUUUUUUAUAGCAUCAUUGUUUGAGGACAUAGUUUUAUAACUUGUGCUUAGUUAUAAAAUAGAUAUAUGUUUCAGGUCAAGGGUCUUUUUAAGCUGUUCUUUACAGUUUUUACCAAAAUUCAUUGUUAACUUUCGGUUUGGUUUCGGUUUCGGAUGAAACCAAAAAAGCAACAUUCAGUUGGUCUCUAGUACUUUGUAUUACUUUGUUUUAUUUUUUUGUUUGUCAUUGCACCAAUAUGAGUUAGUUUAAUUUUAUCAACAACAAAAAAGAUAUGUAUGAAUUUUGUUGUUGUUGAUAUACAUGUUGGAUAAUGUCAGGUGAUGCGAGAUGAUGUUAGGUGAUGUUAGGUUAUGUUAGGUGAUGUUUGUUGAUUUUAGGUGAUGUUAGAACUUAACAGUGAGCAAAUUGACUUGUAAAAAUUAAACAUUUUAAAACCUAAACCCUUAAUUACUUUGAUUCUUUUUAGAUUCAAGGACAUUUCUGGUAAGUUUGAAUGUUCAAGAUAUUAGCAUCAAUACUGUAAGAGAUUUUUUUACCUUGUCUUUACAGUACCAACUAUGGAAGUUUCCUGGAGGGCUAUCUGAUCUUGGCGAAGAUAUAGGUAACUAUUUAUGAGAUGUAGGUAACUAUUUAUGAGAUAUAGGCAACUAUUUAUGAGUUAUAGGUAACUAUUUAUGAGUUAUAGUCGACUAUUUAUGAAAUAUAGGUAACUAUUUAUAAAAUUAAAAAUCUAUUUUGAAACAAAAAUAAAAUGAUGUGAAUAGCUCUGCUUACUAAUUUUCUUUAAAAUGGAAUAAUUCCAUUUUUUGUUUUUGUUUUAAGUUUGGUUAAGUCCAUAUUAUUUUAUCACCUGUAUUACAGUUAGCAUAAGUCAUUCAAUAUAUAGUAUACAAUUAUUUUAUGAAAGUUUGAGUUCAUGAAAAUUUGUAUUAAUUUUGUCCCUGGUAUUUCUGAGAAGAAAACAUUCGUUUGCCUCCUUUCUUAUUAAAGAUAACAUUUUAAUGUUAGGUAACUUAAUCUGUAUAGUAUUAAAAUAGUUUUUAAAAAAAUGUGAGCUGUCGAUAUUUAUUAAUAAGCUUCUCAGUUGGUUUAUACAUUGAACAAAAGGAAACAUGCAAAAGCAUUCCAGAAGUUGAUCCUAAAUAAUCAUGACAUUAUCCCAAUUUAGUGGGGGCUAAAUAAAGGUUUAAUUUGAUUUAAAAAAAAAAAAACUAAAAUAAUUUAAUUCAAACUCUUUAAUUACUAUUAAUAAGUGUUGAAGGUGUGUUGAAAAUGUUGAUGACCACCAUUUUUAUCUUUCAUUCCCAGCCACCACUGCUGAGAGGGAGGUUUUUGAAGAGACAGGUGUCAAAACUGGUACGCUGUUCUCUGUGUUUGAUAGUCAAUGUAUUGAAAAUGUAAAUUUAUUUUAAAAGGUUGGUAUCAAACCAGAUCAAACUAGUCUUUGUGUUUAUGUUCAUUAGGGAUAGAAGAACAAGGUGUGUGGAAGCUAGAACUAUAAUGACAGGACAUUAAGAGAAGGACAUUUCGGUCAAUAGCCUUCCUCAGCAGACGGGACAAAUUAAGAGACAACAAGAAAUAGAUAGUGGUUAAAAAACUUAAGUGUUUCUUUUAAUAUCAAAGAGGGGCCUCACAUGUAUUAGUCAAAAUGUGUUGUAUAGGCGAAACUGGAAGAAGAUUAUCCGAUAGGCUCACUACACAUCUUUGUGAUACUGAACAGGACAAACUUUCCCCGGCCUCAUCCCAUUUCAGUGGAGAUAAACACAACAAGACAUCAGAUGUCUGCACUCUGCACUAACACACCAGUGAGAGUUAGAUAGGAAAAAAAUUAGUUCAGCUUUCCUGCACAGUAUCACAAUCAAAAGGAAAUUAAUCAAAUUCUCUCUUACCUGUGAUCCUCAAUUUCCUUGUUAUUUCUUUUCUUAUUUCUUAUGUUUUACAUAUUUCUUAAAAACUAUUGUCCGCUAAAAUCAUUUUUUUUACUGUAAUAAUGGAAAAAUUCUUUUAACUUCCUGUAAUCUUAGUUUUUGAAAAACGCUACUUCCGACAUUAACAUUUAUGGCGACCACUUAAGUUUUUUCAACUGCUUUCUAUUUCUUGUUGGUUUUUUUCAUUUAUCCUGUCUGCUGAGAAAGACUUUUAGCCGAAAUGUUUUUGUUUUAUUUUCCUGUCUCUUCUUUCUUUUUCAAGCUUCCACAUUCCUUGUUCUUCUAUUUCCUUCAUUAAGGUUAUCAAUUUUUUAAAAUUUUUUUUAGGAUUGAGGCCUUUAGUCUGUAAUUUAUUUGUGGUAUACUUCCAUAUAUAUUCGAAACUUUUCUUCAGAUUAAUUAUGGUUUAUUUAUCUUUUUUAACUUGAUUUUGUCAUUGUUUUUUCAUAAUUUAAAUAUUUAAAAAUAAAUUAACACUCUACCAUCAGAUAACAUGAAGAAACACUGACCUUAUAAUCAGCAGCUUUUUUUGCUUGAUUUCGGAGACUCUCUGCCACUUAUCUUGUUUGUGACACUUUCUUUCAAAAUUGGUAGUUAACAUUUUUUCCACAUCACAACUUUGGACCUUUUGAAUUUCCGAGGCCCUUUGCAGCUGCUGAGCUGCAGGGCAGAGGUCAGGGCUCUGAUGGCUUUUAUUGAUUACCCAAUGGGAAUGAAAUACUUAAAACAUGAUUCUUAUUUUAAAAAAAUAGUGACGGUAAACUAUUAUGUUCCGGUCAUUCAAUUGAGCCAGAGUAACGAAAACUGUUAUGUCACGGUCAUUCAAUUCAGCGAGAGUGAUGUCAACUGUUAUGUCCCUGUCAUUCAAUUCAGCCAAAGUGACGUAAACUAUUAUGUCCUGGUCAUUCAAUUCAGCCAAGGUGGCGUAAACUAUUAUGUCCCGGUCAUUCAAUUCAGCAAAGGUGACGUAAACUAUUAUGUCCUGGUCAUUCAAUUCAGCCAAGGUGACGUAAACUAUUAUGUUCUGGUCAUUCAAUUCAGCGAGAGUGAUGUAAACUAUUAUGUCCCGGUCAUUCAAUUCAGCCAAUGUGACGUAAACUAUUAUGUCCCGGUCAUUCAAUUCAGCCAGAGUGAUGUAUACUAUUAUGUCCCGGUCAUUCAAUUCAGCCAAUGUGACGUAAACUAUUAUGUCCCGGUCAUUCAAUUCAGCCAGAGUGAUGUAUACUAUUAUGUCCCGGUCAUUCAAUUCAGCCAAGGUGAUGUAAACUGUUAUGUCCUGGUCAUUCAAUUCAGUCAAUGUGAUGUAAACUAUUAUGUCCCGGUCAUUCAAUUCAGCCAAGGUGACGUAAACUAUUAUGAUCCAGUCAUUCAAUUGAGCCAAGGUGACGUAAACUGUUAUGUACCGGUCAUUCAAUUGAGCCAAGGUGACGUAAACUGUUAUGUCCCGGUCAUUCAAUUUAGCCAAUUUGACGUAAACUGUUAUGUCCCGGUCAUUCAAUUCAGAGUGACGGAGAACAUAACUAAAAUUUCCAGUAAUGCCACAUCAGGGUGGAGCAUUGUCUUCUCUGGACGUCUCUGUUCACUCGGGACGUGUUUGCUCAAAGUCCGUCCACUCUGCUCCAGUGGAUCUGAUUGAUUGACUUGCACGGCCAGAUUCCGCUCCCAUUACAGAAGCCACGCGCCAGCAACGAGCCAACGUUUGCGUUAGGCAAACUGUACCCGGAAAUGUAAGGGUCCACUUGGAUUGCUCACGCUUGUUCCACCUACGGGUAACUGCCGGAGCUAAGUCGGGCACCGGGGGGGGGGGGCUGUUAAUUCUGGUACGAGAGUGGGGUGUUAAGUCUGGCACGUCUCGUUGCCACGUAGCAAACAUAGCCCAAGCGAAUAAUAUAUUUUAGAACUUGGUUGAACUGUGUUUCGGCAGUAACCUGGCCAGUAACGGAAGUACGAGACGUUGCUGUGUCAAUAACGGUCCAUAUUAUUUGUCUCAGUCAGACGCACCAGCCCCGCCGCCUUUAACCCCCCCCCCACUCAUGUCUCAUCGAUCAGAUACGUAGGCUGGUCAUCUCCUCAUUGGCUGGUGCAAUAUCUCCUCUGUGAUUAGUCAAAUAAAUACCGGUCCAUAUUAUUUGUCUCCGUCAGACGCCCCAGCCCCGCCGCCUUUAACCCCCCCCCCCACUCAUGUCUCAUCGAUCAGAUACGUAGGCUGGUCAUCUCCUCAUUGGCUGGUGCAAUAUCUCCUCUGUGAUUAGUCAAAUAGCCUCUCUGGGUUAAAACUGGUGUUAGUACUGUGGUCACUCCAAAACUCCUCUGGGAGUACAAAUAUCCUCUGCGGCUUUUACAAUAUCCCCUCUGGGGUUUGUACAAUAACUACUCUGGGGUUAGUACAAUAACUACUCUGGGGUUAGUACAAUAACUACUCUGUGGUUAGUACAAUAACUACUCUGGGGCUAGUACAAUAACUACUCUGGGGUUAGUACAACAACUACUCUGGGUUAGUACAAUAACUACUCUGGGGUUAGUACAAUAACUACUCUGGGGCUAGUACAAUAACUACUCUGGGGCUAGUACAAUAACUAUUCUGGGGUUAGUACAACAUCUCAUUUACAGCUACUACAUCAUCUCUUGUGUGGUUACCGUUCCUUCAAUGUUGCAUUCCUUAUUUCAGGUUUUCCGAUACUUUGUUUUACUCAUUUCAUUACCUACCCUCCCUCCCACACCCACACCUGAUUGCAGUCUCCCCCCCCCCCCCAAUUACCAUAUCUUCAGUUAUCCGGCGAUGAUAUUAGAGUUAUCUUUAGUUACAAAGAUGAUGUGAGAGAUGUCUUUAGUUAAAAGAUGAUGUUACAGAUGUCUUCAGUUAACAUGCGAUGUUAGAGACGUCUGCAGCUACAAGAUGAUGUUAGGGAUGUCUUCAGAUACAAGAUGAUGUUAGGAACGAAACUAUAGUUAAAAGAUGAUGUUAGAGACGUCUUCAGUUGAAAGAUGAUGUUAGAGACGUCUUCAGUUACACCCCCCACGAUGAUGUCUUCGCCGACUCAUCGAUCAAACAUAGACAAGUCGUAUACUAACAGGGUUAGGCGUGGCCACUUGGAUUCGACACCCCUCUGGUUGGAUCUUACCCCUCCUUCCCACCACGCUAGUCCACGCAGACCCCAUGCUUUGGUUUAUUGAAGUAGCGAGAAACCAAACGAUCACAUCACCAACUGGUUUUCUUUUAUUUCUGUUCAUGUGCGGGUUUUAUUUUGGGGUUGUUUUCUUGUUGUUGUUUUUUUCUACAAUUUUUUAAAAGUUUAAUUGUGAGCUGUGCUGAUGCCACCUGAACUUUAAAUGGUUUAUUGCAAAUUGUAGACUGUUUGUAAACUGUAGCCCCUUAAGUCGAGUUGGUUAUUGUAGACUGUUGUAAACUGUAGCCCCUUCAGUCGAGUUGGUUAUUGUAGACUGUUGUAAACUGUAGCCCCGUAAGUUGAGUUGUUUAUUGUAGACUGUUGUAAACUGUAGCCCCUUAAGUCGAGUUGGUUAUUGUAGACUGUUGUAAACUGUAGCCCCGUAAGUUGAGUUGUUUAUUGUAGACUGUUGUAAACUGUAGCCCCUUAAGUUGAGUUGUUUAUUGUAGACCGUUGUAAACUGUAGCCCCGUAAGUUGAGUUGUUUAUUGUAGACUGUUGUAAACUGUAGCCCCUUAAGUUGAGUUGUUUAUUGUAGACUGUUGUAAACUGUAGCCCCUUAAGUUGAGUUGUUUAUGUAGACUGUUGUAAACUGUAGCCCCUUAAGUUGAGUUGUUUAUUGUAGACUGUUGUAAACUGUAGCCCCUUAAGUUGAGUUGUUUAUUGUAGACUGUUGUAAACUGUAGCCCCUUAAGUUGAGUUGUUUAUUGUAGACUGUUGUAAACUGUAGCCCCUUAAGUUGAGUUGUUUAUUGUAGACUGUUGUAAACUGUAGCCCCUUAAGUUGAGUUGUUUAUUGUAGACUGUUGUAAACUGUAGCCCCUUAAGUUGAGUUGUUUAUUGUAGACUGUUGUAAACUGUAGCCCCUUAAGUUGAGUUGUUUAUUGUAGACUGUUGUAAACUGUAGCCCCUUAAGUUGAGUUGUUUAUUGUAGACUGUUGUAAACUGUAGCCCCUUAAGUUGAGUUGUUUAUUGUAGACUGUUGUAAACUGUAGCCCCUUAAGUUGAGUUGUUUAUUGUAGACUGUUGUAAACUGUAGCCCCUUAAGUUGAGUUGUUUAUUGUAGACUGUUGUAAACUGUAGCCCCUUAAGUUGAGUUGUUUAUUGUAGACUGUUGUAAACUGUAGCCCCUUAAGUUGAGUUGUUUAUUGUAGACUGUUGUAAACUGUAGCCCCUUAAGUUGAGUUGUUUAUUGUAGACUGUUGUAAACUGUAGCCCCUUAAGUUGAGUUGUUUAUUGUAGACUGUUGUAAACUGUAGCCCCUUAAGUUGAGUUGUUUAUUGUAGACUGUUGUAAACUGUAGCCCCUUAAGUUGAGUUGUUUAUUGUAGACUGUUGUAAACUGUAGCCCCUUAAGUUGAGUUGUUUAUUGUAGACUGUUGUAAACUGUAGCCCCUUAAGUUGAGUUGUUUAUUGUAGACUGUUGUAAACUGUAGCCCCUUAAGUUGAGUUGUUUAUUGUAGACUGUUGUAAACUGUAGCCCCUUAAGUUGAGUUGUUUAUUGUAGACUGUUGUAAACUGUAGCCCCUUAAGUUGAGUUGUUUAUUGUAGACUGUUGUAAACUGUAGCCCCUUAAGUUGAGUUGUUUAUUGUAGACUGUUGUAAACUGUAGCCCCUUAAGUUGAGUUGUUUAUUGUAGACUGUUGUAAACUGUAGCCCCUUAAGUUGAGUUGUUUAUUGUAGGCUGUUGUAAACUGUAGCCCCUUAAGUUGAGUUGUUUAUGUAGACUGUUGUAAACUGUAGCCCCUUAAGUUGAGUUGGUUAUUUUAAACAAAAACACUGCCACCAAAGGCAAAACCCCCAGAAAAAUGUCUCCCCAUCCACAAAAAAAAAAAAAAAAAAAAAAAUGAGCCGCUCCUUCCCCUUCCUAAGAAUAGUUGUUUAAGACAUGUGGCCUAAGACUAGUGACCUAAGUAUAGUUGCUUAAGACAAGUGACCUAAGUAUAGUUGCUCAAGACAAGUGACCUAAGUAUAGUUGCUUACGACAAGUGACCUAAGACUGUUGACCUAAGACUAGUGGCCUAAGAAUAGUUGUUAAAAAAUGAGGACUAAGACUUGUGUACUAAGUAUAUUUGCGUAAGACAAGUGACCUAAGACUGGUGACCUAAGAAUAGUUGGUUAAGACAUGUGACCUAAGACUAAUGACCUAAGAAUAGUUGCUUAAGACUGGUGACCCAAGAAUAGUUGCUUAAGACAAGUUACCUAAGUAUAGUUGCUCAAGACAAGUGACCUAAAAAUAGUUGCUUAAGACAAGUGACCUAAGACUGGUGACCUGAGACUAGUGGCCUAAGAAUAGUUGGUUAAAAAAUGAGGACUAAGACUAGUGUACUAAGUAUAGUUGCUUAAGACAAGUGACCUAAGACUGGUGACCUAAGUAUAGUUGCUUAAGACUAGUGACCUAGGAAUACUUUGUUAAGACGUGUGGCAUAAGACUAGUGUACUAAGUAUAGUUGCUUAAGACAAGACUAGUGGGCUAAGAAUAGUUGGUUAAGACGUGUGGCUUAAGAAUAGUUGCUUAAGACUAGUGACCUAAGACGAGUGGCUGAGACAAGUGAUCUGAGACUAGUGGCCUAAGACAACUGAACUAAGACUAGUGUCCUCAGACUAGUUGUUUAAGUCUCGUGGCCUGAUCUCCGUGGUAUUUUUUCGUGCAUCGACACCCUAGUUUACUAAAGGGUCCGUGGAGUAUUUCAAUCUGGGGUGGCCAACCCGCGGGCUGCUGUUUAAAAGGAAACGAAAGGCUUCAGUGCGGUAACCCAUAUGCGUGUUCCAUUUGGUUUGCCCGCAUUGAAUGUCAGCCGCCCAUGGGAGCCGGUCAGGCAGAAGAGACCCAUGCACUGUAACACCUCUCUACGGGUUUUACCAAUCUGCUCAAUAUUCUCUCCAUUCCCAGAAUUCCAGUCAGUUCUAGCCUUCAGGCAACAGCACAACAGCCCCGGGGCGUUCGGAAGAUCUGAUCUUUAUGUUAUAUGCAGGUCAAAUAUACAUUGUCCAUAGUAAAUUAGUUUGACUUUAAAACUUUAACAAAACAAUUAAUAAGCUUAUUUUUGUACAACAAUGGGUUGAUAUAUUUAAAAAAUUAUUCUUGAUUGAAGAAAUCAAAUAAAAACGAUUGAAACUUUUUUUCUUCCUGUAGUUGUAGAAGUUAUUAUUAUUUUGUUUACAAGGUUGAAGCCCUUAACCUUUGACCUCCACCCCUGUGAUGAAGAAAUCGCUGCGUGUCGAUGGAUGCCGGUGGAUCAACUAAAGACGGAAGUCCAAGCUACGUCACUAACUCACACUAUGGCGGAGUUGGCCAUACAAGGACUGGAGCAUGGCUUUAGUCAAGUGGACAUAAUCUCCUAUCAGAUGGCUUCCAUUUACAAAGGAAUGAAAUUUCACAUUUUUCUUAGAGCUUGUAAAUAAACUGCAUGUUAAAAAAUCUAAUUAUUUUG